AAAAUCAGAAAAAACCCUAACCCGGGGGAUGCUCCGUGCUUCCGCCAGCGCAGUCCCCCGUCGUCUUCUCUUCUAUCGUCCUCACUCGCUCUCUUCUCCCUCAGUCUCUGGGACUCUCCGGUGCCGCAUCCUUCGGAGGCCGGUUCCGCCCAGCUGUUCGCCUGGCCGUUGCUGCCAGCCCGACUCGCGCUCCAGCUAUUUCUUUUCGGUUGCUGCUGUUGCGGCCUUCCUGCGUGCUAUCUCAAAGCUUGAUCGGCACUGAGCUGGCUCUCUUGAUUGGGGAGUAUAGAAUCAGAGGUUCUGUAUUUAAACAAGGAGCUACAUCAAGAUGGAGGACUGGGAAGAAGAGCAACUUCCACCUUUACAAUCGACGGAACAGCCCAAAAUCAAAUGGGAUGAUGAAGAUGUGGAUGACAAUGAUGUAAAAGAAUCAUGGGAAGAUGAAGAUGAACCAGCUCCGGCACCUGCACCAUCACCGCCUGCUGAAAAGGCUUCAAAGAAGAUUGUGCCAAAAGCCGCUGAAUCAAAAGGGAAAGCUGCUGAUAUAAAAGGGAAAGCUGUACAAGUGGCAAAAGAGGAGCCUCUGGAUCCUGUUGCCGAGAAACUUCGCCAACAAAGGCUUGUGGAGGAGGCUGAUUACAAGUCGACUGCAGAGCUAUUCGCAAAGAAAGAUGAUGACAAGACCUUGGAUAAUUUUAUCCCCAAAUCUGAGAGCGACUUCUUGGAGUAUGCAGAGCUGAUCUCUUACAAGCUUCGUUCCUUUGAGAAAAGCUUUCAUUAUAUUGGUUUGCUCAAGGCUGUUAUUAGACAUUCUAUGACUUCCUUAAAAGCAGCAGACGCCAAAGAUGUUGCCUCCUCUGUCACAGCGAUCGCUAAUGAAAAACUAAAGGCGGAGAAGGAAGCAAACGCCGGUAAAAAGAAGACAGGAGCAAAGAAGAAGCAACUGCAUCUCGAUAAACCGGAUGAUGAGCUGGUGGUUAAUGCCUAUGAUGAUAUGGAUGAUUAUGACUUCAUGUGAGUUUUUUUGAGUCUCGAACUAUGCGAAAAUUGGAUCUCGACCAUUCCUUUGCUGCAGUAGAAGAGAUAAAAGAGGGGACAAAAAAACAAGGGUGAACAUACAUUCAUCCCAUAGAAAGAAAGCGUCGAGUUUUGGGAGAAUUGAUACUGCCCGAGUGUUAGCAUCUCAUGGCCUGUCAAAUAAUGGAACUGAGAUUGUUCUUGUGCAUUUGCUGUGGUUAUACUUAAUUCUCCCCUUGAGUUUGAUUCCUUUUGCUCCCCCCCUUGUAUUUUGAUCGGAACUCUGUUGCAUGCUACCAUUAACAUUUUGCAUAUCAUUAUAACAAAGAUCAUCGGCGUAAAUUACGUA
Punica granatum (pomegranate) is the source of this 1366-nucleotide messenger RNA. The record is from RefSeq and is a predicted model, not a curated record. NCBI's taxonomy places the organism in Eukaryota, Viridiplantae, Streptophyta, Magnoliopsida, Myrtales, Lythraceae.